AUGAAGAUCUCUCUUUCCGCCCUGAGUGGUGUGCUUGCCGUGCUGCCCUCGGUGGCGUUGUCGGCUACGCUCGACAAGCGCGAUCCCGUACCCUACAAGGUUCAGACCCCUCCCCUCGAUACGGACUGGACGUACAAAGUUGGGACCAAUCCUUGGCCCGAGCACCCGCGCCCGCUGCUACACCGCGACAACUGGCAGAGCUUGAACGGAAUAUGGACAUACGAGAGCGCUGAUGGCAACCCUGCUGCUCAAGCGCUCAGCAGUCCUCCCAAUCAGCGUCAGCUUGGAAAGGAGGUCAUGAUCCCCUCUUGCGUUGAGAGUGCACUUUCCGGCAUUCAGGAGUAUCCUGUCACGAACAUGUGGUUCUCCAGGACCUUCAAGGUAUCCGACUCGUGGAAAGGCCAGAAUGUGCUUCUCAACUUUGAAGCUGUCGACUACGAAGCCACAGUCUUUCUCAACGGCGUCAAGGUCGGUCACAACGUGGGUGGCUACUUUCGCUUCACUCUAGAUGUGACCAAGAACGUCAAAUAUGGCGAAGACAACACUCUGCUCGUGUUUGUCUACGACCCGACCGAUCUGGAAAUGGUCCCAAUUGGCAAGCAAACAAGACGGCCCAGUCACAUCUUCUACCGGUCAUGCUCCGGGAUUUGGCAGACAGUUUGGCUGGAAAGUGUGCCUCAGAACCACAUUACUGGUCUUGAUGUCACUGCCGACAUGGACGGCAACGUUGCUUUUACUGUUCACAGUUCGGGAAAGAACGGCACGGGUGUCAAGCUCAACCUUUUCGAUAAGCAUGGCAAACAGGUGGCUUUGUCCGUCGGCAGAUCUGACUCCGAAGUCAAGUUUCAGCUCGCUUCUCCCAAUAUUUGGUCACCGUCUUCACCUUACUUGUACAACAUUACUAUUUCCAUGGACGGCGAUACCAUCAGCAGCUACACCGCAUUCCGCAGUAUUGCGGUUGGCGACGUCAAUGGCAUCAAAAGACCUCUGCUCAAUGGUAAAUUUACCUUCUUGAUGCUCAAGAGUCUCGGUUUCAAUACUGUUCGCAAGCAUAUCAAAGUAGAGCCAGAUCUUUUCUACCGCGCCUGCGACGAAAUGGGUCUUGCUGUGAUUCAGGAUAUGCCGAGCAUGUCCGCUGACGGCAGAGUGCCAAAUACCGACGAACAGGCCGAGUUCCGCCGACAGCUGGGCGUCCUCAUCGAGGAGCACAGAAAUUAUCCAUCAAUCGUGACUUGGGUGAUCUACAACGAAGGCUGGGCCCAGAUCAACACACCACCAUACCCCGAGGCUGAGUUGACAGACAUGGUGCGCAAAUUGGAUCCGACGAGACUAAUUGACUCGGUGACUGGCUGGCAUGAUCAUGGCUUUGGUGACUUUUCGGAUAAUCAUCACUACGCCAAUCCACAGUGUGGUAGCCCAUUCUCGUCCCUGCCAGGUGGCCCGUACGACUCAGGCCGAAUCGGGUUUCAAGGUGAAUUCGGUGGCGUAGGCCACAACGUCUCCGCCGACCAUUUGUGGAAAGUUCAAAAGUCUAUUGAUGAAAUCAACCAGACGUAUGAGAUGGACGAGAACCUAGAGGCGUACAACUAUCGCACUGGUACGCUGUUUCGAGAGCUGAAGGAGCAGAUCGAGAUGUGA
Molecule: messenger RNA, 1638 nt
Organism: Akanthomyces muscarius
Lineage: Eukaryota; Fungi; Ascomycota; Sordariomycetes; Hypocreales; Cordycipitaceae
Exons: 9
Coding region: 1-1638 (545 amino acids)
Biological process (GO): carbohydrate metabolic process
Molecular function (GO): hydrolase activity, hydrolyzing O-glycosyl compounds
Source: RefSeq, a predicted model, not a curated record